Symbiodinium natans is the source of this 468-nucleotide messenger RNA. The record is from the annotation of a GenBank genome assembly. Lineage: Eukaryota; Dinophyceae; Suessiales; Symbiodiniaceae.
AUGAAGGCUUUGUGCAAGCCGCUUCGGUGCUUGUCCUUUCUCGGUGGGCGAAAACCGCCAGAUCAGUACACUGCGUCUGAAGGUCAGCAUUUGUCUAAAGCUGUUGACCUAGAUGAUGAAGACGAGGAUGAUUUCUUCGGAGAUUCUUGGGCUGAGGGCGGCGCAAGUGGUUCCAGCGCAUCUCAGACAAAGGAGGCUGAGGCGCAGCGCAGCGGUGUGGAGCGCCAUCCAACCAGGGAAACGACUACCAAGCGGCCAGCUCCAGGCGUUUCGUCACAGGCGCCCAAGUUGGCCGCCAAAAAACAGGAAGCGGACUUCUUCAACGAGUUGGGCAUGGAGCCGGAGUAUAGAGCUCCGAGGAUUCUUGAAAAGGAGCAUGGUCCCACCAAGGGUUCUUCUGUGAGUUCCUUGCUGGAUGAGGCGGCAGAGGUCUCCACUGCUGGUUGGGGCGAUGACUUGGAUCUUUGA